This is a messenger RNA of Colletotrichum chrysophilum, 1482 nucleotides long. RefSeq lists its product as uncharacterized. The transcript is spliced from 5 exons. Gene Ontology annotation, cellular component: membrane. The coding region runs from base 1 to 1482 and encodes 493 amino acids. The record is from RefSeq and is a predicted model, not a curated record. Lineage: Eukaryota; Fungi; Ascomycota; Sordariomycetes; Glomerellales; Glomerellaceae. Gene Ontology annotation, biological process: spermidine transport; spermine transport; transmembrane transport. Gene Ontology annotation, molecular function: spermine transmembrane transporter activity; spermidine transmembrane transporter activity.
AUGGCUCUUGCCAGUUAUCCACCAGCACAACCCCCUCCAGGACUUGAACCUCCGUCCGAGGACAUCGAGAAGCAAUCCGGAAACGACACAACCUCCCUCGAAGAUGGCACCCAAGCCCAGCAACCACUUGCCUGGGACGACCCCCGUGAGAAGCGAAACCCUCGGAACUGGAGCCACCUCGUCAAAGUCCUCCACACCAUGAUCCCAUGCUUCCUAGCAUUCGAGAUCACCUUCUCAACCUCGAUCACAGUCCCCGCCACCGCCCAAAUAAUGACCGAAUUCUCCGUCUCCCGCACCCGCUCCCUCCUCCCCCUGACCCUCUACACCCUCGGCAUCGCCGUCGGCCCCGUCUUCAUCGCCCCCUUCUCCGAGGUCUUCGGCCGCAAGUGGAUCUACUUCAGCACCUGCACCUUCCUCCUCGCCUUCCUCGGCGGAGCCUCCGCCGUGCGCUCCUUCUCCGGCCUUAUCGCCUGCCGCUUCCUCGCCGGCAUCCUCGGCUCGGCCGGCAUCGCCGUCGGCGCCGGCACGAUCGCCGACAUCUGGGGCCUCGGCGGCGGCGCGGGGGCUUCGCUGCUGUUCAUUCUUGGUCCGUUCCUGGGCCCCACGCUGGGCCCGCUGGCCGGCGCGUAUGUGCUGCAGAACCGCGGGGGCGACUGGCGUUGGACGCAGUAUGUCCUGCUCAUGGUGGGCGCGCCGAUCUGGGUGGCGUCGUUGCUGAUGCGGGAGACGUCCAAGGCGUGGAUUUUGAGGAGGGAGAUGGGGGAGCAUCAGGAUAUUACGCUGUCUCGGUUGGGUACGCUGGCGAAGGGGGCGGUGAUGCGUCCGACGAAGAUGCUGUUCACUGAGAUUAUCGUGUCAUCCCUCGCGAUCUACUCGGCGUUUGCGUACGCGAUGAUCUUCAGCUACUUCGCUAGCUGUUCCUACAUCCUCCAGAAGCUGUACGGUUUCAAUCUGCAAGAGGUGGGCUUGAGCUUCAUCAGCAUCAUCAUCGGAUACAUACUUGCAACGAUCAUGUACGGAGUGUUCGAUGCGAGGUUCAGGGGCCCGGCGCUCAAGGCGGGAACAGCGACGCCGGAGCAGAGGUUGUACGCGGCGCUUGUGGGCAGUGUUCUGCUGCCUGUCGGAUUAUUCUGGUAUGCGUGGGAAGCACACGCUGGUGGGAAUUGGGCUGCGUUGGUAGCAGCCGGGAUCCCGUUCGGCAUGGGAGCAUUCUCGCUCUUCCUUUCUGUCAUCACCUACAUGGUCGACUUUUACGGUGCUAAGGCGGCUGCGUCAGCAUUGGCCGCCAACGGCAUCCUUCGCUACAUUCUCGGCGCAGUAUUUCCCUUGUUCACUAUUCAAAUGUAUGAGAAGCUAGGCGUCCACUGGGCCGGCAGCGUGUUCGCCUUCCUGUCUCUGCCACUACUUCCCAUUCCCUGGUUGUUGCUCAAGUACGGACCGAGGUUGAGGCAGCGAAGCAAAUUUGUCACGAGCAACCCUUGA